AUGAUGAAACCUUCCUCGGCAGAGACGCUUCAUAAAGGAAGGAUGUUGUGGAUAAUUCUUCUAAGCACAAUUGCUCUAGCAUGGACUACACCAAUUCCCUUGAUAGAGGACUCGGAGGAACUCGAUGAGCCCUGCUUUGAUCCAUGUUACUGUGAAGUGAAGGAGAGCAUUUUCCAUAUACAUUGCGACAACAAAGGAUUUAUAAAUAUUAGUCAGAUAACAGAGUCGUGGUCGAGACCUUUUAAACUUUAUCUGCAGAGGAAUUCCAUGAGGAAAUUGUACACCAACAGUUUUCUUCAUUUGAACAACGCUGUGUCUAUUAACCUUGGGAACAAUGCACUGCAGGACAUUCAGACGGGGGCUUUUAAUGGGCUCCGAGUUCUGAAGAGGUUGUAUUUGCACGAAAACAAAUUGGACAUUUUCAGAAACGACACUUUCUUGGGUUUGGAAAGUCUGGAAUAUCUGCAGGCAGAUUACAAUGUCAUUAAGCGGAUUGAAAGCGGUGCAUUUCGAAACCUAAGUAAAUUGAGGGUCCUUAUCCUAAAUGACAAUCUGAUCCCCAUGCUUCCCACCAACCUAUUUAAGUCCGUGUCCUUAACCCACUUGGACUUGCGCGGGAACAGGUUAAAAGUCCUUUCGUACCGUGGGAUGUUGGACCAUAUUGGCAGGAGCCUGAUGGAGAUUCAGCUGGAGGAGAACCCAUGGAACUGUACGUGUGAGAUCGUGCAGCUGAAGAGCUGGCUGGAGCGCAUCCCCUACACUGCCCUGGUGGGGGACAUCACCUGCGAGACCCCCUUCCACUUCCACGGGAAGGACCUGCGGGAAAUCAAAAGAAGUAAGCUCUGCCCCAUGCUGUCUGACUCCGAGGUGGAAGCCAGCCUGGGCAUCCCUCAGCUGUCAUCCAGCAAGGAGAACGCGUGGCCUACGAAGCCGUCCUCCAUGCUGUCCUCCUUCCAUUUCACCGCUUCCUCCGUUGAGUACAAAACGUCCAACAAGCAGCCCAAGCCCACCAAGCAGCCCAGGGCACCCCGGCCUCCCCCAACGCCCCGUGGCCUGUACCCCGGGCCCAACCAGCCGCCUGUGGCCGCCUACCAAACGAGGCCCCCGAUCCCCAUCAUCUGCCCCACCGGCUGCUCCUGCAGUUUGCACAUCAACGACCUGGGCCUGACGGUCAACUGCAAGGAGCGAGGGUUUCACAACAUCUCUGAGCUCCUGCCCAGGCCCCUGAACGCCAAGAAGCUCUACCUGAGCGGGAAUUUGAUCCAGAAAAUCUACCGCUCUGAUUUCUGGAAUUUUUCCUCCUUGGAUCUCUUGCACCUGGGGAACAACCGCAUCUCCUACGUGCAGGACGGGGCCUUUAUCAACCUGCCCAAUCUCAAGAGCCUCUACCUGAAUGGCAACGACAUCGAGCGGCUCACCCCGGGCAUGUUCCGGGGCCUGCAGAGUUUGCAUUACCUGUACUUCGAGUACAACCUGAUCAGGGAAAUCCAGCCAGCGGCCUUCAGCCUCAUGCCCAACCUGAAGCUGCUCUUCCUCAACGACAACCUGCUCCGCACCCUGCCCACCGACGCCUUCGCCGGCACCUCGCUGGCCCGCCUCAACCUGCGCAACAACCACUUCUUGGCGCUGCCAGUGGCCGGGGUGCUGGAGCACCUGCACGCCAUCGUGCAGAUCGACCUGAAGCUCAACCCCUGGGACUGCACCUGCGACCUGGUGCCCCUCAAGCAGUGGCUCGAGGCGCUCAGCUCGGUCAGCGUGGUGGGCGACGUGUUGUGCGCCAGCCCCGAGCGCUUGGCUCGCCGCGACCUGCGCUCCCUUGAGCUGGGGGCGCUCUGCCCCGCCGCCCUGCGCCCCCCCGCCGCCGCCGCCGCUGCCGCCGCCUCGCCCCCGGCCGCCGCCGCCCCCCCGCCGCCCUCCGCCACCGGCGCGGCCGCCUACGAGCUGCCGCCGCCCGCCGCCGCCGUGCCGCUCUCCGUGCUCAUCCUCAGCCUGCUGGUCCUCUUCUUCUCGGCCGUGCUGCUGGCCGCCGGGCUCUUCGCCUUCGUGCUGAGGCGCCGCCGGAGGAAGCGGCCGUUCCGCGGGCCCCGGGCGGAGGCGGCGGAGCUGGGCGGCCCGGGGGGCUUCCAGGAGGGCGGCGGCGGGGAGCGCUCCCCGGAGAAGGCGCCCCCGGCGGGCCACGUCUACGACUACAUCCCGCACCCGGUGACCCAGAUGUGCAACAACCCCAUCUACAAGCCGCGGGAGGACGACGAGGAGGACGAGGCGGCGGCGGGGGGCGGCGGGGGGGAGGCGGCCGAGCUGCUGCGGGGCGCCGGAGAGCGUUUCGCCGCCGCGCCCCCCGGCCCGGAGCCGGGCACCAACUACCGCACCUUGCUGGAGAAGGAGCAGGAGUGGAGCCUGGCCGUGUCCAGCUCGCAGCUCAACACCAUCGUGGCCGCCCACCCGCAGCAUCCCGCGGGCGGAGGGCUGGCGGCGGGCGCCGGGGGGUCGGGGGCGGUGGCGGCGGCGGGCGGAGCCCCCCGGGACCGCGACCGCCCGCCCCCCUGCGCCGUGGGCUUCGUGGACUGCCUGUACGGCACCGUGCCCAAGCUGAAGGAACUGCACGUGCACCCCCCUGGCAUGCAAUACCCGGACCUCCAGCAGGACGCCAGGCUCAAAGAAACCCUUCUCUUCGCGGCCGGCAAGGGCUUCUCAGAGCACCAAACCCCCACAAGCGAAUACCUCGAGUUAAGGGCCAAACUCCAAACCAAGCCGGAUUACCUCGAAGUCCUGGAGAAGACCACGUACCGGUUCUGA
Molecule: messenger RNA, 2796 nt
Organism: Cygnus atratus (black swan)
Lineage: Eukaryota; Metazoa; Chordata; Aves; Anseriformes; Anatidae
Gene: SLITRK3
Product: SLIT and NTRK like family member 3
Exons: 1
Coding region: 1-2796 (931 amino acids)
Biological process (GO): positive regulation of synapse assembly; regulation of presynapse assembly; axonogenesis
Cellular component (GO): GABA-ergic synapse; postsynaptic density membrane
Molecular function (GO): protein binding
Source: RefSeq, a predicted model, not a curated record